UGCUGUUGUUGGCGUUUUAUUGGCAUUAAGUUUUAGGGCAAUCGAUGGAAAAGUGUGCACGCCUACUGAUGUUAUCGCAACCAGAAUGGAAAAUUCACCCAGUGCAGUGCAGUUACUCAGUACAUAUGGCACGUAUUUUCUUGUAUACCAUUCGAAAAAUGCUUCUUUUAAGAACUUUUAUCCUUGCCUCCGAGCACUAAAGAGAAGUGCGCAUGAAGGAAACCAUCACAGAGCGACAUAUCAGUUUGAAUACGUCAUCGAAGGCGAUAUCAGAAAGGAAGAACGUGAAGUAAAAACGGACAAGAUGGACGAAGCUUACCCCUAUGACAAUGAACUCACGGUAUCACUGCAAAGAGAAGGAACCCCAGAACUUCAGGACUGGCAGAUCAUAUACACCGAUUACACAAGUUGUGUAGUAUUUUCAUCUUGGAACCUAGGAUAUCAAGUGUGGGUGAAAGCAGAGUACUUAAGAAUGUACAGAGGAGUGCCCAAGGUCUGUGCACUAGUGUAUGAGCUACUAGCAUGGAAGAAAAAACACGCCGUUUAUAACUGGAGGAGGUGCGCCAUUGAAGGAACCAACCAACAUCCCGGAAGCUAGGCAUUCUCAGAUAUUGGCUUAACAUCAGAAAUACUAUUGUACGUUGUAUCCUAUAUGCUCAGUGAAAUCUCACGCCCAAUAGACAGAAGCAGACCGUCGGGCUCUCGAAACGCGGACGCGCGCGCA
Molecule: messenger RNA, 724 nt
Organism: Rhipicephalus sanguineus (brown dog tick)
Lineage: Eukaryota; Metazoa; Arthropoda; Arachnida; Ixodida; Ixodidae
Exons: 5
Coding region: 86-598 (170 amino acids)
Biological process (GO): symbiont-mediated perturbation of host defenses
Molecular function (GO): amine binding
Source: RefSeq, a predicted model, not a curated record